UAUAAUUUUUUUAAUUAUGCCAUAUCCAGUGAAUUACAGGGGACACAAGAAAUGGGAAUAACCUGAGUGGGACACAUAGUGGGGGGAAAUAUUCAGCCCCUCGGGGUGAAAGUCUACGGAAUCCCCAGAUUUUUUUUAAAGAAAAAGCACAGUUAAAAUCUGCUAAAUAAAUUACUAAUGUCACAACUCUGAAUUCAUUUAGACGAAAGUCUCUGCCAAACCAGCAACGUAAAUGUGAAUUAUGGACGCUCAUCACCUGUAUCCUUGAGGUGAGUCUGGAAUCUCAGAAAGCGAUUUGCGCAAAGCAAAAACACAACAUGGAGCUGUCAGGUACGAAUAAAGGUUUAUUAUAUAAUGCUGCCAUAUAAUAAAGGCGACUGACAGUGAAGAGGCAGCCGUUGACCAUUCAAGAGAAUGAAACACGGGGUUUAGACCGGGUCUGAUUGGUUAGUGCCGGAUCCUAGUUAGCCGCGGAGCGUCUGUGUACCAGUUGGCCGUAGGGAAUGUAAUAGGGAUUAAUCAGACAGACAAAUAAACUGUACCAGAAAACAGGAAUCAUAUGUUAUAAAAGAAAGAACAAAGAAGGGGAAGCAGCACUUACAAAUGCUGAAUCUACCAUCGCGGGAUGCGCCGGUCUGAUUACCACUCGGACUGUGAUCUGUGUCGAAAUGAGAGCCGCCGCUUGAACCUACCGAAGUACCUCCCCGGCCCACCAUGAAGGCGGAGAAAGUGUUCAGCCCUUCGGCCACUUUUGCUUUCUCGUGUAUGUACCCGACAUUUCGGUAAAAAUUCCGUACAAGAGUUGCUCGUGUGGAAUACUGCCGGACCGAGGCGGCGCCCGGACGGAUCCCGACGCCGAAGCUGAUCCCAGAAGCCCAAGACAACAGUCGGUGUCCCUUAGGCGUCGCCAGGCAAGAGCGGUGCUUGCUUUCCGGCCUGGAAAUUCCAUGGAUCUACAGACGAAGUAGCUUCCGACACAAAAAUCGCAUAUGGGGGUUUCUUCCAUGUAUUCUUAAAACCACACAGAACCACGCACUUUUCCAGGCAGCGUAAUCUACCACCGGUCCAUCGAUUGUACGGCAGGCUGCUAGCUAAUAACUUACUAAUUCAGCCAGUACUUUAUAUCGAGUCCAGGUAGUGCCGGAGCUGGUGUGUUAAGCGCGAGUUGUACAGCAUCGCGGGUUAGUUUAGAGUUUAAGCUCGCGGGAAGCCGCGCUUGUAACGCCGCAGAGAAUGUGAGCUUUAACUCGGCGGGUCUUUGGGCUGUGGUUAAUGUGCGCUUACACCUGCUAGUACGGCUGCUGACAUCCAGCAUCGGACCUCGGCACACUUCGUACAAUCAAGAGGGUGCUUCACUCAACGACAUAAUAUUUUUUAUUGUAUUUAAAAAAAUAAAGCGAAAGUAGAGUAGGGAGUACAAGGACAAAGCGGCUCGCGGAUGUUUGCUUGAAUUCGGCCAUGGCCGAAAUCCUUAUGGUGCUUGAGUAAGCGAUUUAACAGCGUCACGUAAUAACAGCAUUAAUAACGUUAAAGUGGCGGCUCGAUGUACAGUUUUCUCUGGUAUCUGCAAAUUAUAAGUCCGGGAUAAAGUAAGAUGUAGCUUGUGUGAGGCACCGAAGUCGCGGUGCUUGCAGGAAAACAAAAACGACGAGGAGCCCAAAACAAAACCGCAAGGUGUCUGGUAGCGUUAGUGCGGAGCGCUGCGCGCAUGUAGAGACAAAGGGCUGCGGCUGAAGCGGCGCUGUAGCCCGGCCGCGGCACCCGGACCCGGGCACCGGAGUGUUGGCGAAAGUGGAGGCUCGGCAACUUGCGGUUCUGCGUGGACUUCUGGGGAAGCCGACCGGGCGCGUCCCUCUUCAGCUAAAGAAGCGUUUAAAUUCCGUGUUGGGACAUUAUACUUGCCGUACAUUUACAGGGCCAGUGUUGUAGAGUAGGAAAUGCAGAAUCUGAAUAAAAUGCCAUUUCCGAGCUUCGGCUUUGUGGACAAGGAAAUAUGUGUGGAAACCUGUUCCCAUUGAUAUCUUAGCAGUUGAUCAAUGGAGUGCUGGCUUAGUGCGUGAACAUUUUGACUGGAAGCUAAUCUUUUUUUUUUUUUUUAUAAUUACCAGCAUUUCAUAGAGUUGUUUAUUUUACUUUGUCAUUCUUUAACUAUGGAGUCAUUUAAACAAACGGGUUUUUAUGGGGGCAUUAAUUACAUUUAUUUUCUGAAUUGAAGCUAGGAUAUUCUUUUAAAACCUUUUUUAACUAAUAUAUAAAGAUUCUUGGUCCUACAAAUGAAAACACGAGAAACGCCACAGUCUGUUUCCUGGUUCAAUAUAAAGCGCUUCACACUCCAGCGGAGUUGACACGAAUUCCCAGGACUUUUUUAAGGGAGAAGCAUUUAUUGAAAGAAGAGCUCGUUAAGGGUAAAGAGGUGGAGAAGUGUCAAAAGCAAGGAGAGGAUGAAAAUUAUUCCAGAGAUCAUAGUCAAUUUCUGAGGAGCAGCUCAGUUGGUGGAUCAGAACCAGCGGAUAAGACCUGCAACCAGCAUUCAUGAGUAUCCGCCCCCCAGCCUCUACUCUAGACAGGUUCACCAGCUUAAUCAUGGGGGACUCGGAGCGCAGGGCUUCUGGGAACCAACAGAACGAAUCUUCAGAUUUGAACACGGAAAGCACAGGUCAGGGUCUGGUCCAGCGAUGCGUAGUCGUACAAAGGGACGAGCUGGGUUUCGGCUUCACUGUGUGCGGAGAGAGGAUCAAGCUGGUGCAGAACGUACGGCCAGGGGGUGCAGCUGUAAAGGCAGGAGUCCAGGAGGGUGACCGAAUCAUUAAGGUCAACGGCUCGCUAGUGUCAGCCAUGACGCACCAGGAAGUAGUGAAGCUCAUCAAGUCCGGAACGUAUGUCGCCAUGACGUUACAAGGACCGCCCCCUUCAGCUCCCGCUGUCCCUUUACAGCAUCUCCAAACAGACCUUUCAUCCAAUAACAGAAUAGCAGUGGGAGGAGAUACACUGCCAACUCCUCCCCCUCUCCCUCCAGCUUCCAGCAGCAAUGCUAUCCAGAGAAUCACUGGACCCACGCCUUUGCAGGACCUACACGUGCAAAGGCAUGCUUCUCAGAUCCUCAGGAAAAUGCUGGAACAGGAAGAGGCUGAAAUUCAGAACCUAACGGAACAACUGUCACGAAACCCCUCCCCCUCACUGCAGGAGCGAAUCAGAAGUGCAGAGAGGCUUGCUCACCAAGUCAGGGUGAAAGUUCAGCAAGAACUGGAUGGAACACGAUCAGAAUCAGUGGCCAAAUAUUUUAGGGCUGGAGAGGGGAGUCUCUCUGUGGACUCGACCGAGGGAGACUUUGAGGCCUGUGAAAGCCCCAACUCCUCACCCUUAUUCUCCUCCAGAACGCCUCCCUCUUGGAGGUGCAGUGAUGACACGUCUUCCAUUGACACGGGUGCUCACACCCAGAUCAUUGGUCCAGAGGAUUAUGACGAUGCCGGUUUUCUUAAUGAGACCAACGGGCCCUUCCAGGACAUCGAGGUGCUGAAGACCCGGCCAGCCCACAUGAUCGUCUUCAUGCGAUAUGUCUUCAGUCAACUGUUAGACCCUAACCCACUGCUCUUCUACCUGUGGGUGGAAGCCUACUUGGGUGCCAGUGCCAAAGAUGCCCGUGCUCUUGCCCCACGGAUUUGCUCGUGCUUCUUGGACUCAGACGCUCCCCUCAAAAUUCGUGUUCCGGAGGAGGUCUUGUCUGACAUUGAUAGUCGCCUGCAGGCACAGGAGGAUAUAAGAGGCCCUCUGUCAGAAGUACAGCAACAGGUGCUGCCUGUUAUCCAGGACCAAAUACAGCGCUAUAGGAACCAGCAGACAAUGGGACUGAGUUCUCUGUUUGGAGAAGGAGAUCUGCAGCUGCUGGAUGGAGACCCCGUCAAGGACAAGCCGGUGGUGGACAGACAAGUGUCCGCACUCUGGGAGAUACUGUCAAAAUUCGAGGAGGACCGGAGCUCUUCCCUGGCUUCUGCCGUGUUGCUCUAUCUCCACCACGCCGGCAUUAAGACACGGCCCUUCCCCGGACUGCCGGCCGAGAAAGACAAGUGGUCGGCCAUUUUUCCUAAGACCAAGAAGCUCAGUGCUACAAAGAAAGACAAGGAUGGGGAGGACAAGAAGAGGAACCCGAUCCUGAAGUAUAUCGGCAAACCAAGGGGCGCAUCCCAGUCCACGUUCAACAUCUUGUCUUCCUUUGAAGUGAAGUCCGGCAACGUGAGGAACAUCAUCCAGCAGUUUGAGAGCAGCCACCCUGAGGCGGUGGAGGGCGACACUGAUCUUCAGAGGCUCUCUACCAGCAGCCUUGGAGAUGAAAUACUGGGUAGAGACAGCCCAACGGUGUCAGUGCGUUUGGCUCGCAGCGAGUCCCUGAAGGCUCAGGGUGAGGGCCGGCGUCGGGGGGCCGGGGCCACCGGGGAGUCCGUGCCGCGCUCUCGUAGCGACGUGGAUAUGGACGACUGUGGAGAGGAGCAUGAAGCGGCCGGCCUGCGCCUCCUACAGCACAGCGCCUCCUCCUCGGCCUCCAGCAGCUCCGCGAGAUCGCUGGAAAAUGCCACCCCGCCGUACACACCUCGGUCCAAACGGAGGAGUAUGGAGUCCCCUGUGGUGCUGCUCCCUGACGCCCCCAGCCUAGAUGAGGACGUCGCUGAUUCUAGCAACUGGCAGGAGACCGUGGACCCAGAGACCCUGGCUGAGCUCGGACCCCGCGAAGUGGACCGGCAGGCUGUCAUCUAUGAGCUCUUCACUACAGAGUCGUCACACCUGCGCACACUCAGGGUUCUGGACCAAGUGUUCUUCCAGAGGAUGAGAACUGUACUGAGCUCAGAGGAGCUGGCCUGUAUUUUCCCCAAUCUGCCCCGAGUAUACGAGCUGCACGCCAGCUUGUGCGAAUCCAUGAAGAAGCUGCGGGAGUCUCGCAUCGUUCCGGGCAUCGGAGACAUCAUGCUGGCCAGGUUUGAGGGGGCGGCCGGAGCGGAGUUCCAAGAGCAGGUGUCGCAGCUCUGCAGUCAGCAGUCUCAGGCACUGGAGCUCAUCAAGAACAAACAGCGCAAAGACCCACGAUUUGCCCACAUUGUGCAGGAAUGUGAGGCAAACCCUCACUGUCGCAGGCUGCAACUGAAGGAUCUUCUUGUGUCCGAGAUGCAAAGACUCACCAAGUACCCGUUGCUGCUGGACAACAUUAUCAACCGUGCACCAGCCGUUUCCUCAGAAUUCCCAUUGCUCCAGCGAGCACAAGUAUGCUGCCGUGGGAUCCUACAGGCCGUGAACGAGGUGGUCAGAGAGACGGAGCACAGGAAGCGGCUCAGCCAGUACCAGCGCCGGCUUGACGCCACGCCCCUCGAGAGGCAAGCCAAUCCUGUAGCGACACAGUUCAAGAAUCUGGACCUGAGCACAAAGAGAAUGAUUCAUGAGGGAGCUCUCACCUGGAGGGUCAGUAAGGAGAAAGCAAUAGAGGUGCAGGCGCUGCUGUUGUCAGACCUGCUGGUUCUGCUCCAGAGAGGACCAGAUGAUCGUCUGGUGUUGCGAUGUCCCUCCCGCUCACUAGGAGGUGGUGUUGGGGGCAGCAAUGAACUCAAAACUUCCUUUUGCCCUGUGGUGCGACUGGAUUCUUUGCUUGUGCGCUCAGUGGCCACUGACAACAAGGCCCUGUACGUCAUUAGUACCUCAGAGAGACAGAUCUACGAGCUGGUGGCAGGAACCUCGUCGGAGAAGAACCUCUGGAAGAACUUGCUUGAGAAAGCCAUCACAUCAACCACUGGCUCUACAAACCCUGUAAAUAAUGGUUCACCGCCCCUCUCCUCUUCCAGUCUUGGCUGCCAGAGGAAUCCAUACCAUGUCUACCAGACAGAGGAUUCGCUGACAGAGGAAUCUGUAGGGAUGGACAGGGACAUGCCUAACGAUGUGGGUGGGGCGCUUGAGCUUACCCCCCAGACCAACCAGUCUGACACCUUCCUUGCAAGUGAAGGGCAUGGUUGCCAGCAAAUAGGACUUGGAGUGGCAGAGGCUGCACUGCGAGAUUGGCAUCACAGACCUGUUAUUGCUCAAUCUCGUGUGGCUGAACGCCACUUGUCCCUCUAAGAAGUUGUGCGGCGACCGCACCAGGUCCCGUAACUAGUUAGCAUGUCGGAGUCUCGUUCGUUAUCGGAAUUAACCAGACAAAUCGCUCCACC
Molecule: messenger RNA, 6185 nt
Organism: Paramormyrops kingsleyae
Lineage: Eukaryota; Metazoa; Chordata; Actinopteri; Osteoglossiformes; Mormyridae
Source: RefSeq, a predicted model, not a curated record